UCUGGAGAGAGAAACCAAAAAUAGCGAGAAAGGAUAGAGAGAGAAAGGAGCAUGGGUAAGGUAGGCGGAGGAGGAGGCGGAGGUGGAGCAACGACGGCGAAGAAGAAGAAGAAAGGCCGUCCUUCUCUUUUAGAUCUCCAGAAACGGGCUAUAGAACAACAGAAAUUGCAAAAUCAAGAACAAUUACAACAGCGGAGAUCCAAUCGCCGGAACCCUAACUCGACUGCCAGCGACGUCGGUGAAGAAGAGUACUACGAUGACGAUGAUGAUGAGAGGAAAGAGAAGAAAGUCAAGCUCGUUGUUCGUUUGCCCCAAUCGGAUCAGCAACAACAACAACAACAUUUCUCGUCUGAUUUAAUUAGAUCUUCCUCUCUUAAUUCGGCAUCUUGUGGCUCUGAUUCGAAUGCUGAUGUUGAUAUUCGCAAAAUUAAAUCCGGAUCUGGUGGUGUUCUCACUGAUCAUCAGGGUGAAAAGGUUUUGAAAGCGAUGGACACUCUUCAUGGGUCACCAUUAGAGUCUGGACCCACAACACCUUUGCCAGACAAAAAGUUGUUGUUGUUCAUUCUUGAUAGGCUUCAAAAGAAGGACACUCAUGCAGUCUUCUCUGAUCCUGUUGACCCUAAUGAGCUUCCAGAUUACCAUGAAAUUAUCAAGCAACCUAUGGAUUUUGGCACUGUUAGGAGAAAACUUGAUGAGGGUCUUUAUUCAAAUUUGGAAGAAUUGGAGGCAGAUGUCUAUUUGAUUUGCUCAAAUGCAAUGCAGUAUAAUUCAUCUGAUACAAUAUACUUUCGACAGGCGAGGUCUAUACUAGAGUUGGCAAAAAGGGACUUUGAGAAUCUGAGGCAAGAAGGUGAAGAUGGAGAAUUACAACCAAAAGUGGUGAAAAGAGGAAGGCCACCUGGCAAGCAUGUGAAGAAGACACCUGGCAGACCGCCAUUGGACCGUGUUGGUCCUGAGUCAACCUCAGGUGCCACCCUGGCAACCCCUGAAGACAAUACAAACGAGUCUACUCCUUAUAAUUUACGAAAAGCGCCACCUAUGCUUUAUAGGUAUCAGCCUGAUGGUUUAUUUGGAUCGAAUCGUUCUCGCAAUGGUGAACAUUUCUCAGAAUUGUUGUCAGAUUGGAAUGAAGAGUUUCCAGAGCGUAUUCGGAAAGCAGACAUGAAAUAUGGGAAUAAACAUUUCAUUAUUGACGAAACUAGACGUGAGACCUACAAGCAAUAUCACCCUUCAGCUUAUGGUUUUGAGUCAUCUCUUUUAUCCAACUUUGGUGGGGAAAAGAAGCAGCUAUUAGCAGUAGGUUUACAUGCUGAGCAUGGUUACGCUAGAAGCCUAGCUCGAUUUGCUGCAAACCUGGGCCCCGUUGUGUGGAAAAUCGCAUCAAAGAAAAUCGAAAAAGCUUUGCCACCUGGCACUAAGUUUGCUCCCGGAGUCGUCGGUGAAAACGAUACUGCCCCUCCACCUUCAUUAUUCACCCCGCCCGUAAACCCGAGACAGCUGCCCGCUUUGCUGACCGAGAAUCCCCCAAACCGACCUCAAAUCCCAUUAAACCAACCGAAAGUAGAGCCGAUUGAUCCCGACCCGAAAACAGGAUCCGGUAGAAACGGUUUUAAUUUCGGAACUAAUCUGCCCGGGAAUUCAUCCGGGCAGGUGACCGACUGUGAGAAAGUAGGUGAAGUCGGUGGUGGGUCCGGGAAAUCAACUUCUUGGCAACAGAGUGAUGAUGGGAAAGGAGAGGAUAUGUGACAAAGACUGACGGAUUGGAAAUGUACCACUCUUAAAGCACAAAGUACAAGGGGUGAAGAGGUGAGGUGGAAGAGGAGGUAAUUUAUAGGGUAGGAAUGAUUCUGUACAGAUUAAAAUAUAACUGUCUUCUGAUAUCUUUGUAACAUUGAACUGGUAAUUAAUGAGAUUAUGAUGAUAAAAAAAAAACUGGAUUAGAAAUAAGUUAAAAAAAAAAGAGGGAGUAUUUUGGGUUUUUGAUUUUUUGGAUUUGUAAAUUUAUUAAUAUUUGGAGAAAAGUUAUAUCUUAUUUAGUUAUUUGGUAGGUUUUUAUUGACCCUUGGGGUUAUAUAUGAUCCAAGAGGACUGUAGCUUGUUCUUCUAACUAUUUAGAAUCAAAAUCAUUCUGCUUUUUAGCA
This is a messenger RNA of Lactuca sativa (garden lettuce), 2141 nucleotides long. RefSeq lists its product as uncharacterized. Gene Ontology annotation, molecular function: protein binding. NCBI's taxonomy places the organism in Eukaryota, Viridiplantae, Streptophyta, Magnoliopsida, Asterales, Asteraceae. The record is from RefSeq and is a predicted model, not a curated record.